This is a messenger RNA of Scheffersomyces coipomensis, 1376 nucleotides long. Its product is annotated as aquaporin. Lineage: Eukaryota; Fungi; Ascomycota; Pichiomycetes; Serinales; Debaryomycetaceae. The record is from RefSeq and is a predicted model, not a curated record. The coding region runs from base 310 to 1164 and encodes 284 amino acids. Gene Ontology annotation, cellular component: plasma membrane. The transcript has a single exon. Gene Ontology annotation, molecular function: water channel activity. Gene Ontology annotation, biological process: water transport; transmembrane transport.
UUUUUUUUUUUUUUGAUCAUUAAAUUUCUUUUUUUUAUUUUUUAUUUUUUAUGUUUUUUUUAUUGUCUUUAUUUUUUUAGUGAGGUUUUUUUUAUUUUUUUUGAUGAUUCAGUAAUGGAUUUGGCUGCUAAAGUAGUUGACGUAUAUGGAUAAUGAAAAGUAUAUAAAGCAACCUAAACGAUGCUUAUUUUAUACAUUCAAUUCAGAUUCUUUUCUAUAUUACUACAAUAUACAAAUUACAACUUACAACUUUUACAAUAAACUCCCUUCUCCCUCAAUAAUAAUAAUAAUAUCAAUUAAUUAUUUACAAUGACUGCUGAAUAUGAUCAAGAAGCUCAACAACCAGUUGAUGCUUAUAGACCAAAAUUAGAAACUACUCCUACUGGUAACUUGCUGCAAUUCUCAGAAAACACUGCUGUUCAUGCUACUGCUGCUCCAUCUAGAAACCAUUUGAUUGCCUUCUUAGGUGAAUUUUUUGGUACUUUUAUCUUUAUGUGGUGUGCCUUUGUUAUCGCCCAAAUUGCUAAUUUAGAUGCUACUAUUGUUUCACCAGUUACUGGUUCUAAUCCAUCCAGAUUAGUUAUGAUUUCCCUUGGUUUUGGUUUUAGUGUUAUGAUGGCCGUCUUUAUGUUCUACAGAAUCUCAGGUGCUAAUUUUAAUCCUGCUGUUACUGUUACUUUAAUGUUAGCUCAAGCUGUUUCACCACUUAGAGGUGUUAUUAUGAUCAUUGCUCAAUUUAUCGGUGCUAUUGCUGCUUCUGCUGCUGCUUGGGCCAUGGUUCCAGGUGAAAUGAAAUUUAGAAAUGAAUUAGGUGGUGGAUGUUCAAUUGCUAGAGGUCUUUUCAUUGAAGCCUUUGUCACUACCAUUUUAUGUUUAACUGUUUUAUUAAUGGCUGUUGAAAAACAUAAAGCUACCUUCAUGGCUCCAUUUGCUAUUGGUAUUGCUCUUUUCAUUGGUAACAUGGCUAGUAUUCAUUUCAGUGGUGCUGGUAUUAACCCUGCUAGAUCUUUUGGUCCAGAUGCUGUUAAUGGUACUUUCACUCAUUACCAUUGGAUUUACUGGCUUGGUCCUUUCAUUGGUUCAUUUGUCGCUUUUGGUAUCUGGAAACUCUUUAAAUUUUUAGAUUAUGAAACCUGUAACCCAGGUCAAGAUGCUGAUCAUUAAACAAUCUACUAUUGACUAGUACAAUCUAUAAAAGUCAUUCCCCAACUAGCUAUAUAUCGAGCACCCAAUUCUCAUUAAUGCCCAUUUUUUAAUACUAAUGAAAGAUAACGAACGCAUGACAAUAAUAAAAAAUAGACAAAAAUAACUCUCAAUAAUAAAUAGUAAAAACAAAAAAUAUACACAUAUAAUUUUAUAAAAAUAUUAUUAAAAGU